UUUAACACUUACUCUAUAUAUAAUACUCUGUCUGCUAAUAGACAUGAAACACCUACACUCAUCCUUACUCAUUACAGUUACCAUAUGAUCUUUUCAUACAAACAAGCCAUGGAAAGGAUUAUUAAUGAUACAGUUUCAGAUGGUUUGUAAUCAUGUAUUACAUAUAUUCUACCUUUUAUAUAACCUCUUAUCAUUAAUCAGUCCAUCAUUUCCAUUAAUCAUUGAUCUAUCCAAGCUGUUAGAGAGCAAGAAGGUGGUGUCCACCCUGAAGGGCUUGUAAUGCCAUCUCAGGGCACACAGAGAUACAGACAGACAAGCGUUUGUACUCAGAACAUACUUCAUAGAGUGCCUUUUAGUAAUUAGAACAACAUCUUAUUUGUAUAUCACAUUUAAAACAUGCAUCCCAAAAGGUUGAAUCUGUUGUAGCGUUUUCAGUGGGAGAAACGUUUCGUCACUCAGUGUUUCGUGAGUGAUGAAACGUUUCAAAAAACCUUUAUAAAAUUAUUAGGGAAGUGACACAUGUACUAUAAAUGUAGGUUGACGAUGACAUCACUGGCAGUUAAUUGUUGGUGGAAUAUCAAACACAAUAACGUAAAAAACAUUUGGCAAUAGUGGUCAAACUGACUGACGAAUAGCUGAAGGUUGCAGACUUUUCUGUGACUUAUUGCCCCACAUUUGAACUGGCUUUCAGUGUGUCUGCCCCACAUAGAAACGAAGACAACACAACAACAUAUGUGAACACUUCACAUCAAUAGCUAACAUGUGCUUUUUAAAAAUUUAGAAUAGUAGAACAGAGUGAUCUGUGGUCUUGCCUGUGUACGCAGGUAUACAGCAGGUGAGUGUAUGUGCCUGUUUGAAAUGAUCUAUUGAGUUGUGUGGGUGUGCACUGAGGUGCAAAAGGGGAUUCCACACAGGUGUCUGGUUUUUUAUUUGAUGUUGGUAUAACUCGAUCAUACACAUGCCAUGUGCAGAGGAGGUGUGGUGCGUAAGAUCCUCCCAGGCACUGGGUCUCUAUUUCUCAUUGAGUCUCCACAUGUGUGACAUCAUUGGAGUUUCCCCCUCUAUCGGUGAGAGCCUUUUAAAACAGCCUCUCACAGAUAGCGGCAUCAAACAAGAAGAAGAGGUGGAAGAAGAGGAGGAAAGGCUGCUAAGAAGUGAACUGUACCUGAUAGAAGGCACCCACUAAAAACAAUGGAAGGUGAAUGCAUGGUCACGCUGGAUACAAUGAUCGACAAAGACACAGAGAAACAGGCAACACAGGAAAUCAAGCCCAGGUCAAAGCUAACCAUGGCCCUCCUGGCAUUCACACUUUGCCUCGCUGCUACUGCUGCUGCUGCCCUCGUUGUUAACAGGCGUGCUGAGGCUCCUGGACAAAAUGAGGACAAUUUUGAUCUCCAUCACACUUUGAGGCAAAUAUCAAAUGUGAGAGCAGCUAUUCAUUUGCAAGGAGUACACAACUAUAGUAGAAAGACCUCAGUGGAAUGGCAGAAGGAUGUGGACCAGUCCCACUCUCAGGGAGGACUAGAGCUCGAUAAAAAUGAAAUUGUGAUUCCUCGAGAUGGCCUCUACUUUGUUUACAGCCAAGCAUCUUUCCGGGUUGACUGCAGCAGCGAUGCCGACGAUACCUCCUCACACCCCAUGGUCCACCUGAGCCACACUGUCAAACGCUGGUCUCGCUCAUAUGCACCUAAAUAUGUGACCAUUCUCCACUCUAUCCGUACAGUCUGCCAAAAGACAACCAGUGGGGAUUCAGAUGAGGAUGGGAACUGGUACACUGCAGUUUACAUGGGGGCUGUGUUCAACUUGUAUGCUCAUGACAGACUGAGAACACAGACAGAGGAGGCAAUGCUGGAGAAAUUGGAGGAUGAGCCAGGGAAGAACUUCUUUGGUGUUUUUGCCUUGUGAGGAGAGGUGUCUGAUGAAUGUAGGUGAAAAGGUGACCUCAGACUCCAUUUCUCCACCAUGACCUGCUGUCCUUCUGGAAGGCUUUUAACUAUUGAAUGUGAGGAAACCACAGAUGGUUCACAUUGCACUAAAGAGGUGAUGGAAAAUGUACUUUAACCAUCAGCCAUACUUGAAAUAUUUGUAUCAGCAAGUCAUUUCAUUUUUGUAAGUAAAUCAAACUAUUGUAACUACAGCAGUCAACCAAAGAGUGCUACCAUGUCACUACAGGCUGACAGAAUAGAAAAACAAAGGGUUUACUUUUUGGGGAAUUUAUUUAUUUAACAUAUCUUUGUCGUAUUUAUUUUAUUUGUUGUAUUUAUUUAUUUAUUUAUUGAAAUAUUGAAAUACUUAUAUAUUUAUUAAUUUUAUUGUGUGUUUUAUAAUGAAUGUCCUACUGUAUUUGUGCUGAUUUUUAUGUAUGAAACUAUUUGUUUCGUUUUAUGGCAAGUACAAACAAAUGUCUAAGAAUUUAUAGUGCCUGUGGUACUCUGAAAUAUUUGAAUAAAACUCAGCUUAUAAAGAAAUCAUGUUUGCAAGAGCUGUGUUUAUCAUUUUACAAACCAGACAAAAAGAAAAGAUAUCAAACAUGCUACAGGGUCAAACUAAACAGAGCAAACAAAUGAGCCACAACGGCUAAAGAAAGCUCAAAUUAUUGCUAGUGUGUGCGAUGGGACAAUUAAUUAACACACGGUAGUAACCACAGAGCACAGUGUGUCCUCUUUUUGUGUGCAGCGAAACAGUCAUGGAAGUGGAGGAGUUUAACAGUUACUUCAUCGAGAUGAACCCAAAUUUAUCAUGCUUGCUAAAUACUGAGAUAUUUGUCUCUAUGACACCAUUAUUGAAAUGUAUAUGUUACCUUUCAACUGCAUGCACACUAAAAGAAUACUUUAUAAUACUUGCAAAUGAAGUAAAAUUAAAUGUGCAACUUAUUUUCAUGUAAUCACCCUCCCAGUGUCCUGCCUCCAGUCAGUGAAAUGGAAAUGGGGGAAAUACAGUUAGGUCCAUAAAUAUUUCACAGAGACACCUUUUUCCCCUCAUUUUGGUUCUGUACAUUACUACAAUCAAUUUUAAAUGAAAGAACAACAACUCAGAUGCGGUUGAAGUUCAUACAGCUUUAGCUUGGUGGGCUGAACAAAAAGGUUGCACACAGUGAUCGAGAAACCUCUAGCAAAUAACAUCCUAUAUAUUUAAAGUGAAUUUAAUUUCAUUUGUGCUUUUAAAAAGGAGAACCACGUUUCACUCUAAAUUGUCACUGUCUGCAGGAUUUGAUACCAUUACACAUCUUAGUACUUAUAACAGAGAAUUCAUUUUUACUGGGUCGCUCUAAAGAGCUCCAAGUGUGGUCCUGUAAUGAAUGCCACAAGUCAGUUUGUAAGAUAUUCCACAAUCAACUGUUAGUAGUAUUAUUGCAAAGUGGAAGAACUACAGCAACUAGGCCACAAAGUGGCAGACCAUGUAACAUUACAGAACUGCGUUGCUGACACAAUAAAUGCAGUUUCAAAUCCCUCGUGUACGGAACCUGGUUUA
This is a messenger RNA of Haplochromis burtoni (Burton's mouthbrooder), 3471 nucleotides long. RefSeq names its product tumor necrosis factor. Lineage: Eukaryota; Metazoa; Chordata; Actinopteri; Cichliformes; Cichlidae. Gene Ontology annotation, cellular component: membrane. Gene Ontology annotation, molecular function: tumor necrosis factor receptor binding. The coding region runs from base 1192 to 1905 and encodes 237 amino acids. The record is from RefSeq and is a predicted model, not a curated record. The transcript has 4 exons. Gene Ontology annotation, biological process: immune response.